GCGACAAGCGAGCGCUUGUUGACUCGCUUGCUCAGUAUCAGCCGGAGCUCGCCGUGCAAGGAACAAAGCAACAAAGCUGGAGCUAUGGGAAUUAAUGCAGCCGACAUAGACGACCAGUCGCUUCUCCCUUACUAUUUGAAGCCCGUCGACUUGGUGAAAGCGGCCGCGAGGUGUCUGCAGCGGUGGAGCUUCUUGUACCAGUAAAAGAAGCGAAUCGGCGGCGAUCCAUAUGGGGGGGUCGUUGCCGAUUCUAGCGCAGUAGGGGUGCGUCGAGCAGGGCAGUGGCACAAUGCGGAGUGAUGCAGCUCGCUUCAAAAACACGGUGAAAUGAACCAGUGUGCGAGCAAUGGACGCCUGGCAUCUCCAGCAGUGGCCACCAGCAAACUCUCUAUCGCCUAGCCCUGCCAGUUAAUAUGGGAGCUUUUAGUUUGUUGUGGUGCUUUCUUCCCUCGCUCGUAGCUUGGUCCGCAGCGACGAUGAAUUGGAGCAUCCUGACGCUGCUGUUUGUGUUACUUGGUGACAUUACAGCUCGAGUAGAACCAACUUCAAAAGCUGCUUUAUCCCAUCCUGGUACAUAUUCCCACAUCGACCGUGCAACAGGGAAGCAAAUUUAUUGUAAUAAGUGCCCUGCAGGAACCCACGUGUCUCAACAUUGCACGCCAACAUCAUUGCGAGAGUGCACACCUUGUAGAAAUGGAACUUUCACCAAACAUGAGAAUGGCAUUGUACAUUGUCACACCUGCAUGCCCUGUGUGACCCCAAUGUUGGAGAAGUUCCCCUGCACUGCCUUUUCUAACCGUGAAUGCACCUGUCCGCCUGGUACCUUUCUCUCUAAUAAAUCGUGUGUGGCCUACACAGUUUGCGCCAUUGGUUGGCGUAUCAGAAAGAAGGGAAGUGAGACAGAAGAUGCCAAGUGCAAACCAUGUCCUCGUGGCACUUUUUCCAAAGUGCCUUCUAGUUCAAGGUGCAAGGCUUUCACCAAUUGUUCAGAUCAGGCACUGGUGAUAAUAAAACCAGGAAACCAAGUAAAGGACAACAUCUGUGGCUUACCAAGCACAAUUCUGAGUAUAGCUACAAACUCGCCAAGCACAGAGUCAACACAUGACAACAAUGCAGUUUUACCUGAUGCCUCCAAUCUACCAGGUAUUCAUGACCAAUCAAGCACCACUGCUACAACAGCAACAACACAUCCAAACAGUGGAGUCACCAAAGGAGCAAACCUUUGGCAUUCUACCCACUUGCGCCCAAAUACUGCUAUUUCAGCUGCAAUGAAUUUUCUGCCGGUGAUUGAAAUCUCAAGCAAAGAUGCUGAUUCCAGACCUCGCAGGAAAGGCCCACCAAGACCAAGCGCACACAAGCACUUUGACAUCAAUGAACAUCUACCUUGGAUGAUUGUCCUUCUUCUACUGUUGGUGCUGGUGGUGACGGUGGUCUGUAGCAUCAAGAAAAGCUCUCACAUGCUGAAGAAAGGCCCCAAACAAGACCCCAGCAGCAUUGUCGAGAAAGCCGGCCUCAAGAAGCCAAUUUCCUCGACCCCAAAUAAAGAGAAAUGGAUAUAUUAUUCCAAUGGCCAAGGUGUUGACAUUCUGAAACUUGUGGCAGCUCAGAUUGGGAGCCAGUGGAAGGACAUAUAUCAGUUUCUUGCUAAUGCUGCUGAACGGGAAGUAGCUGCUUUCUCCAAUGGGUAUUCGGCCGAUCAUGAACGAGCUUACGCAGCCUUACAGCACUGGACCAUUCGAGAUCCUGAAGCCAACCUGGCAAAACUCAUUAGUGCUCUUCGUCGCUAUAAGCGAAAUGAUGUGGUGGAAAACAUCAGGGGUCUUAUGGAGGAUACCUCCCAGCUGGAUGUAGAGAAGCUUGCUCUGGCUCUCAGCUGUAAAAAUGGUCUGACUCCAAAUCCAGCUGUUCCCAACAUGUCUGUUGAACCAUUUUCAGCUGAGAAGACGAAAGUCUUUUUUGUUGAUGAAUCAGAACCUCUCCUUCGCUGUGACUCAACUUCAAGUACUUCAUCUUCAGUUCUUAGUAGAACUGGAUCCUUCAUUUCCAAAGAGAAGAAAGACACAAUUUUACGGCAGGUACGAUUAGAUCCUUGUGACCUGCAGCCUAUUUUUGACGACACGCUUCAUAUUCUGAACCAGGAGGAGCUUGGACUGAUAGAGGAAAUACCCCAUGCAGAGGACAAACUGGACAAGCUCUUCGAGAUUGCGGGAGGCAAGAGUCAGGAUGCCAGCCAGAAACUCCUGGACUCUAUUUAUAGCCACCUACCCGACCUCCUCUAAUCUCGUGCGACAAUGUACAUGAUUAGUUAUAAUUGUUGAUGAUGGUCAAGGCAAUUCAGUGCCAGUAAUGUAAAACAUGUCUUGAACUCGCUCAAGCUGUUUCUGGCAAAUAGCUCACAUCAAAGUGGUGAGGCUCUUGGGUAAUUCACUUUGCUCUCCUAAGCUGGAAGUUUGCUUCCACUAAUCGAAGCAUGGCAUCCACUUGGCAUGCAGAAGCCAGGCAUUUGGUCAGCCUUUCAUUGCUUAUUUUUUUUUGUCAUUAACUGAAACAGCAUUCCUGAGCAAAUUGUGCACUUGUUAAUAUUCCAUUUAUUGCAUUUAACUGAUAUGGGAUAUUAUUCUAUGUACUUGUGCGCUAACUUUUAAACAAUUCCUUGAGUAAAAUUGGAAUAGUGAUGCUUCUAUGGAGCUUGCUUUGAUUUGAAUUUUCUUUAAAUGUGCUUAAGUCUGGAUGCUAACUGUUCUGCUUUUUGAUGCUAAAUCAUGUUCGGUUUCAUUUUCUCCGUUUUAUUGAUGUGUUGGGGAUUUUUGCUGUUGAAAUGGCUGCAGAAGUAGCUCUGAUUCUUAAUAUCGUACACUUGGAGCUUUGAUAAUCAACAUAGUACAUGAAACCAGGCUGCUGUACUUGUUACCUUUUCACACCUCAAUCCAACAGCUUUCCAAAACAGGAAUGAAAUGAACAUUGAUGAGGACUGCUUAAUAGGAUGCCACAAAGCGAUUCUGGGAUAUUGUAUUAAAUUGUCAUAGCUGGUAGAAUGCUGUUUGUGGGAGAAGCUGCUUUAUGGUUAAUUUCCAAGAGAGAGAAUCUUGACAUUGCUUCACCAGUUGGGGCGAUAUAGCUGGAUAUAUAUCGAAUUGGGCUGGUGCUAUACUUGGAUCUUUUAGUAACUUUAGUGGUACUAAUAUUGUCGCUAAUAUGAACGAAAACAAAACUCUUUUUCGCAAACUUGUCAGAAAAGAUGGGAAAAGGAUAUGCUUGAAUUUUAAAAACUCCUUGGAGCAAGUCCGUUACUGGUCGAGGGUUAUACUAAUUUAUUCAGGGUACAAAUAAUUAUGUGUUUAUUACUAUAUCUGGUUAAAAUCAUGCGGCAUUUAACUCCACAUACUAUAUCACUGAUGUAAACUAUUAACAGAGUACAUCCUAAUAAAAGUUCAAACUGCUUUUUUCCAUAAUAAA
Leucoraja erinaceus (little skate) is the source of this 3456-nucleotide messenger RNA. RefSeq names its product tumor necrosis factor receptor superfamily, member 21 (gene tnfrsf21). The record is from RefSeq and is a predicted model, not a curated record. Lineage: Eukaryota; Metazoa; Chordata; Chondrichthyes; Rajiformes; Rajidae. Gene Ontology annotation, biological process: neuron apoptotic process; signal transduction; oligodendrocyte apoptotic process. The transcript is spliced from 6 exons. Gene Ontology annotation, molecular function: protein binding. Bases 414 to 2279 code for a protein of 621 amino acids.